GAAAGGAGUGUUCUAUAGAGUCCAGUUGGCCAGCCAUACUGCUGGCCAGUUACCCAGGAGGGGAGGCACGCUGACCUUUUGAUUCCUGUUUGCACGGAGCAGGGAGUUAGCUGGUCAGAUGGUCCCCAGUGAGAACAAACACAGAGCUGAGGGUCCCAGAGGGAAAAGCUGGGGUCUGAGGCUUAGGGGCUAAACCCUGAAGCCACAGACGGCUCCAAUGCCAGCUUCCCUGGGUAUAGAGAGAGGGUGUUCGUGUUCUCUCGGGGGCCAGCAAAGGCAGGGUCUUUGAAAGGGGAAACGUGAACAGAUGAAGCUCCACCACCAUGGAGGUGUGGUCCUGGGUCUGUGUCUUCUUCCCCUUCCUGGAUUUGGGGGCAUGGAUCUGGUCCUUGCCCUGGCUCCCAGGCACAUGGGUGGCUGGAGCCAGGCAUCAUGGGGUGGGUUUGGUUUGGGGCGGUUCAGAAACAAGUGAGGACAGGUCUUCGCUGCAGACCCAUUUAGUCCUUGACAGUGGAUGUCGGUACUGGCUCGAAUGGAGACAGACUGGGGAGAAGAGAGGACCGGCCAGCUCUCUUGUAACCACUCUGCAGCGCCAGCUACUGAACAAAUGAGAUGAUGAUCACACAUGCUCCCGAGUCCCCUUUGUUCAUCAGGCUACCCUAGGUCAAACUGGCUUCCCGGUGUCUGACUCAGGAGGCUGCAGGAAGCGCACCCACACCGUGGCCAGCUUACUCAGGGGCUCGCGACAGUUGCUUUCCAGCUGGGGCCUUGCUGGGGACCAUCGAUGAUCUCGGCCUGAUGGACGCCUGGUGUGGACGAUGAGGGAAGAACGUGCCCCCCACACCCAAGAGGUGACCCCUGAGCCAGCCCCGGAUGACCCUGCGACCUGGAACAAUGCGGCUGGCCUGCAUGUUCUCUUCCAUCCUGCUGUUCGGAGCUGCAGGCCUCCUCCUCUUCAUCAGCCUGCAGGACCCUACGGAGCUCGCCCCCCAGCAGGUGCCAGGAAUAAAGUUCAACAUCAGGCCAAGGCAGCCCCACCACGACCUCCCACCAGGCGGCUCCCAGGAUGGUGACUUGAAGGAACCCACAGAGAGGGUCACUCGGGACUUAUCCAGUGGGGCCCCGAGGGGCCGCAACCUGCCAGCGCCUGACCAGCCUCAACCCCCGCUGCAGAGGGGAACCCGUCUGCGGCUCCGCCAGCGCCGUCGCCGUCUGCUCAUCAAGAAAAUGCCAGCUGCGGCGACCAUCCCGGCCAACAGCUCGGACGCGCCCUUCAUCCGGCCGGGACCCGGGACGCUGGAUGGCCGCUGGGUCAGCCUGCACCGGAGCCAGCAGGAGCGCAAGCGGGUGAUGCAGGAGGCCUGCGCCAAGUACCGGGCGAGCAGCAGCCGCCGGGCCGUCACGCCCCGCCACGUGUCCCGUAUCUUCGUGGAGGACCGCCACCGCGUGCUCUACUGCGAGGUGCCCAAGGCCGGCUGCUCCAAUUGGAAGCGGGUGCUCAUGGUGCUGGCCGGCCUGGCCUCGUCCACUGCCGACAUCCAGCACAACACCGUCCACUAUGGCAGCGCUCUCAAGCGCCUGGACACCUUCGACCGCCAGGGUAUCUUGCACCGUCUCAGCACCUACACCAAGAUGCUCUUUGUCCGCGAGCCCUUCGAGAGGCUGGUGUCCGCCUUCCGCGACAAGUUUGAGCACCCCAACAGCUACUAUCACCCGGUCUUCGGCAAGGCCAUCCUGGCCCGGUACCGCGCCAAUGCCUCUCGGGAGGCCCUGCGGACCGGCUCUGGGGUGCGUUUUCCCGAGUUCGUCCAGUACCUGCUGGACGUGCACCGGCCCGUGGGGAUGGACAUUCACUGGGACCAUGUCAGCCGGCUCUGCAGCCCCUGCCUCAUCGACUACGAUUUCGUAGGCAAGUUCGAGAGCAUGGAGGACGAUGCCAACUUCUUCCUGAGCCUCAUCCGCGCGCCGCGGAACCUGACCUUCCCCCGGUUCAAGGACCGGCACUCGCAGGAGGCGCGGACCACAGCGAGGAUCGCCCACCAGUACUUCGCCCAACUCUCGGCCCUGCAAAGGCAGCGCACCUACGACUUCUACUACAUGGAUUACCUGAUGUUCAACUAUUCCAAGCCCUUUGCAGAUCUGUACUGAGGGGCGCCGCAGCUGGCCGGGGCCGCCCUGCCCCGGUCACUCACCUGUGCUCCCGGGCAUCCUCCUGUCCCUGGCUCCUCAUCCUGGGAGCAACAGGGCUCUGAGGACGUGAGGAGCCAUCGCUGUGGGAGGCAGCAGGCCCCGGGUGGGGGGCAGAGGCGCCCAGCCUUGGAUGGGGACCCCAGCCCCUGGCCUGUACCUGUUUCCUCAUUCCUUGGCUGAGGGAGAGGCUGAGAACUGGGCAGACACCCCUGGAGCUCAGCCGACAGUUUUGAUGAGCAGGGAAGUCUGAGGCCCAGAGGACGGGGGGCCCAGCGGUAAGGGAUGUCCCGCACUCCCUUAGCCAUUGCCUUGGACCAAACCACGUGGUUUGCAGCUUUUCUACGAGCCAGGGGGGAGGUUCCCUUGGAUUAAGGUUCCAAAUAAAGCACAUGGUUUCCAGAGCA
Messenger RNA from Homo sapiens (human), 2594 nucleotides. It is a transcript of the gene CHST8, whose product is annotated as carbohydrate sulfotransferase 8. Gene Ontology annotation, molecular function: sulfotransferase activity; dermatan 4-sulfotransferase activity. The record is from RefSeq and is a predicted model, not a curated record. NCBI's taxonomy places the organism in Eukaryota, Metazoa, Chordata, Mammalia, Primates, Hominidae. Gene Ontology annotation, cellular component: Golgi membrane; membrane; Golgi apparatus. The transcript is spliced from 5 exons. Gene Ontology annotation, biological process: carbohydrate biosynthetic process. The coding region runs from base 874 to 2148 and encodes 424 amino acids.